Fonsecaea pedrosoi CBS 271.37 is the source of this 834-nucleotide messenger RNA. RefSeq lists its product as uncharacterized. The record is from RefSeq and is a predicted model, not a curated record. The transcript has a single exon. Lineage: Eukaryota; Fungi; Ascomycota; Eurotiomycetes; Chaetothyriales; Herpotrichiellaceae. The coding region runs from base 1 to 834 and encodes 277 amino acids.
AUGUCCUCCUCCUCGGCUGCUCCAUCCCCAUCUCUGCUCCGCGGUUCGGCGGUCCUGAUCAUCUGGGGCCGCGUGCAUGGCUACGAGGAUCCGGGAGUAGAACGCCUGCUGAACGACUGGUGGACAUAUGAGCAUUUGCCGGAACGGCUGGCGUUGCCAGGCUUCCACCGCACCCGACGGUACUACUACAACAGCUCGUCGCCUGUGGAGGACGACGGUGGCGACCAAGUCAUGACGCCGAGCCGCUCCUCAAAUUACAUGGUGCUGUAUGAGGUGUCGUCGCUGGCGGCGCUCACGUCACCCGAGUACAUGCACGCACUCAACAACCCGACGCCGGGCACGAGGAAGUACAUGCGCGUGCUGUCAGGCAUGAGCCGGUCGGCGUGUCGCGUGCUGGCGUCGACAUCACGGCCUGAGUUCGCGUCCUGUAAGGUCGGCGGCGCGGGCGGGACACUUGGGCACAUCGUCUUUGAAGCCCCUGCGGCGGCGGACACGCGCGCCGAGUUACAGGACUGGCUCUCGGGUGAUGGCUGGCGGAGCCUCUGCGCAAAGCACUCCAGCCUGCUCGCCAUGCACGUGCUCGAGCACGACGAAGCCGCCACCCGCUCGGGCAGCUCGACCAAGUCGUACGACGAAGUCGACUUCAAAGGGGGUCCCGAAAGCGCCGCGCUCAAGUGGAUGGUGCUGCUCGAGUUCACGGACCCUCUUGGAAGCCUCUUUGCGUCCUAUGGACCCCAGAGCGAUGAUAUCAAGCAGGGUCUGAGGAAGCAUGAUGUUGAUUUGUCCACGGUGACGCAAGAGCUGUUUGGAUUGUUCGUCGUCAUGGAGGAGUAA